AUGCAGUCACGCUGUAUCGGUUUCCUUGCACUACUGCUGACCGUCGCCAGUGGUGAGCUAGUGCGGUACGAUAAUUACCAGCUUUUCCGUGUGUCGAUCGACACCAACGAACAGUUGCAAACGCUGCAACAAGCAGAGAUCCGUAGUGAUGGGUUCAUUUUCCUAGACUCACCCACGCAAGUUCGGAUGAACGUUAGCAUCCUGGUUCCGCCGCACAAGCUGCCAGAUUACUACCAUCUUGCAACGGUCGUGAACCUUAGCUUGCAGCCUACUACGACAAACUUUCAAGCGAUCCUUGACGCGGAAAACCCACCACGCAAGCAUCAACGCAGUGAAGCGUUCGAUUGGGAAGAGUAUCAAACGUUGGAGGCAAUUUACGAGUGGAUCGAUGGCUUAGCGUUGCAGUAUCCUUCCGAACUGACCGUCCAGAGUAUUGGCCAGUCGUACGAGGGCCGGGAUAUGAAGCUUGUGAAGCUUUCCUAUCAAUCGGGAAAUCCGGGCAUCUUCCUAGAGGCUAACAUUCACGCGCGUGAAUGGAUCACCUCGGCAACGGCCACGUGGUUGCUGAAUGAGCUGCUAACGUCGCAGGAUCCGGCUGUACGUGAGCUGGCCACGUCGUACGAUUGGUACAUUCUGCCCGUCGCCAACCCGGAUGGGUUCCACUACACCAAGUCUACUAACCGGUUGUGGCGAAAGAAUCGCUACCCUCACAACAUUCUCUGCCCGGGGGUGGAUCUAAAUCGCAACUUUCCGUACCACUGGAUGGAAGGUGGCGCAUCGCAGAUCACAUGCAACGACAUCUAUGCCGGACCGGAACCGGCUUCCGAGAUCGAAACCCGAAACACGAUCGAGUACUACGCAUCGAUCGUGGAUCGGAUCGAGCUGCAUUUGCAGUUUCACUCGUACGGUCAGUACAUUCUGCUGCCCUACGGGUACCAGGAUGCCGACUAUCCGGACAACUACGCGGAUCAGAUGGAAAUAGCGGAGGCUGCCGCUAUCGGGUUCGUUAGCCGAUACAACACGCGGUACACGUUUGGCACAAUUUCGGAUGUGUUAUAUGUCGAUUCUGGCUCUACGACCGAUUGGGCGCACGGUUAUCACAAAACACCCCUGUCGAUGUGCUUCGAGUUUCGUGAUAAUGGUCCGUACGGGUUCGUCCUACCUGCCGAUCAAAUAGUACCCAACGCCGAGGAGACUCUCGACGCUUUGAUAGCCAUGCUGGCAAAGGCCAAAACAAUGGGCUACUUCCAGCACUUCCCGGCGAAAAUCGCUAGCAGCGUCGAAGUUGUGAUCCCGCCGACUGAGACGAACAACGCGAUCCGGCUGUUCAGCAAACAUGGCAUUCGAUUCACGCUGCUUACCGACAACUUGCAACAAAUCAUCAACAAGGAGCGUCCUGCGCGCAGACGAAUGGAGGGCUUCGGUUGGGACGAUUAUCAUACGUUAGAGGAGAUUUACGAAUGGAUCGAUGGCAUGGUGGAACAGUACUCUGCCGUGCUGUCGGUGGACACGAUCGGACAGACGUAUGAAAACCGUGACAUGAAAGUGAUCAAACUUUCCUACAAAGCGGGCAACCAAGGGAUCUUCAUCGAUGCUAACAUUCAUGCCCGCGAAUGGAUCACGUCGGCCACUGUUACGUGGGUUCUCAAUGAGCUGCUCACUUCGGAAGAUCCUCGAGUGCGGUACAUCGCGGAGAACUACGAUUGGUACAUUGUCCCGGUCGCUAAUCCGGAUGGUUUUGCCUACACACACUCGACGGAACGUCUUUGGCGCAAAACGAGAACGCAACAUAAUCUGCUCUGUUAUGGAACCGAUCCCAAUCGCAAUUUUAACUUCCAGUGGAAUAACGGUGGAACCUCGACAACCCCUUGCUCGGAUACCUAUUCCGGUACCGCACCAGAGUCCGAAGUUGAAGUGAGCAAUUUAACCACUUUCGUGCAAUCGAUCGCCGCAAACGUUCGCCUGUCGCUGUCGAUUCAUUCACGCGGCCAGUACAUAUUGUGUCCGUUUGGGUACAAUAAUGCUCCUCGGGCAUUCAACCAUCAGGAUCUGAUACAGGUUGGCCAGCGCGCUGCGGUCGAUAUGUACAAGCUCUACAACAAGCCCUACCGCGUGGGAACUACGGCCGAAGUUCUCUAUAUUGCAUCGGGAAUUUCGGUAGAUUGGGCGCAUGCCGUUGCCGGCAUCCCGUUGUCCUAUACGUACGAGCUGCGCGAUCAGGGAGAAUUCGGAUUCAUACUGCCCGCUGAGCAAAUCGUCCCUAACGCCGAAGAGCUACUGGAGGGUUUCAUUGCCAUGAUUGAUGAGGCCAAGAUCCUCGGCUACAUGUAACGAUGCGAUCGGCGAUAAUAUGGUUGGGCGAAAUC
Messenger RNA from Anopheles nili, 2366 nucleotides. Its product is annotated as zinc carboxypeptidase A 1-like. Bases 1 to 2331 code for a protein of 776 amino acids. Gene Ontology annotation, molecular function: metallocarboxypeptidase activity; zinc ion binding. The transcript is spliced from 8 exons. Gene Ontology annotation, biological process: proteolysis. The record is from RefSeq and is a predicted model, not a curated record. Lineage: Eukaryota; Metazoa; Arthropoda; Insecta; Diptera; Culicidae.